AUGCAUCUAUGCGUGCAUGCGUCUGCGCAUCCAUCUAUCCAUCCAUCCCUCCAUCCCCUCCUAUUUCCCUCCAAUUCCUCGCCCUUUCCCCCUUCCUUCAGGCAGGCACUUGACCUCUCUGGAGCUAAACUCACACUAUGCGCGCGUGCGUCUCUCGUACACACGGCAGCCGCCACUCCCUCCCGAGUGCCUCCUCCCCUCACCGCAAUCCCUCGUCCCGAGCUCCUGGCGUCACUGGAGCUCAACUCACGCUAUGUGCGCGCGCGACUCUCCUACACGAGGCAGCCGCCACUCCCUCCCGUGCACCUCCUCCCCUCACUGCAGUCCCUCUCUCUCCUCUACGUUCCCUCCAACUACCUCUCCAUCCCCCGCUGCUCCUCCCUCACCUCCCUAACCCUUCGGGCACCUGAAUCCUCCACCCUCUCCUCCCUUGCCUUCUCCUCCUCCUCCUCCUCUACCUCCUCCUCAGUUGCAUCCUCCCCCUCAUCCUCUCUACGCUUAUCUCUCACGUCCCUCACAAUCCACUCUGCCGAAUUUGAGGGCUCCCUCGCAUCCCUCUCCCUCUUCCCCUCCCUCGCCUCCCUCUCCCUCCACUCCUGCACCAUCGACCCUUACGAACUCCGCUCGCUCUCAUGCUCCCUCCACUCCCUCACCCACCUUUUAAUCCACUCUUGCGCACUCGUCUCCUCCCAUUCCCUCUCCCCAAUCCUCCAAGCCAACCCCGCUCUCUCCUCCCUCUCCCUCCACGGAACGAAUUACCGUCUGUUUGCCGCACAGGGCCUCCGCACCCUCCUCUCUCACUCCUCCUCCCAGCUCCACUCCCUCCACCUCGCCGGCCUUCCCUCCAUCCGCCCGGGCUUGCUUGCAGCCUGCAGUGCCCUGCGCUCGCUCAGCCUGGAAGGGGUGGUUGAUUGUGCCUCAGACUCCUUAUUCCCACGCGCUGUAUCAUUGGACAGCCUUGUGGGUAUGCUCGUGCGCGUGGAACGGAGAGAGGGAGGGGCAGGAAGGGAGGCAGGAGGGGAGGCAACUAAAUCAAAUGCUGGGGCAGACGUAUCGGAGGAAGCACAUACGGGUGCUUCACCAGCAGCUGCAGCAGCACGGGUAUUCCCGAGGGGGAGCGACAAGCAGUGGGGAAGGUACGUGGACAUUCGCAGAGAGGCAGAGGCAGCGCAGGAAGAUAAGCUAGCAGCAGUAAGCGAUGUGGUACGCCUUUCUCAAGUAGCCGUUGAAGCUUCCAGAACCGCGCGUUCCGCUGCUCUCUCAGCGGCACGUGUGGAGGGUGAGAGCGCCGUGCCUCGGAUCGUUGCCAGCCUCGGGAAGAUGAGGUUCGGGAUCUCGGCGUGCCGGUCCUUCUCUGUCGGGGUACGUGAGGCCAAUGCGGCGAUCAAGUGGGAAAAGGCGCUGAUUGGGGCGUUCGCUGCUGCUGCUGGUGGUGCUGCUGCUGCUGCUGGUUACUUUGAUAUGUCUACUGCUAAUAGUAUUCCUGUUUCUGCUGCUGCUGCUGCUCUCGAGGCAGCAGGAUUCUUUACUACAGAGCUGAAUCCUGAAGAAGAGGAGGACAGGGAUGGGGAGGAGACAGACGCAGGAGACGGGACCAGGGGCAUGGGUGACAUGUUGCGCCAUGAUGGCCUGCCGGGGAGUGUGGUGGAUGGGGUGCGAUCUGGUGCGGUGAAGACACGUGCAGAGGGGUUGGAGAGGCUGCAGGCGCUGAUUGAGGAGCUGUCGGAGCACACGGAUGGCAUGUCUGCUAGCUUCAGUUCCAUGCGCCAACUCACCCCCACCCUGACUCUGCUAACGGUGGAUGCAGCAGCAGCUGGAGGUGGGGCAGCCGCACUUGGAGGUGGAGGUGGAGCAACUGGAGGUGGAGCAGCGGGAGGUGGGGCAGCGGGAGGUGGGGCAGCGGGAGGUGGAGCAGGAGGAGGAGGAGAUGAAGCAGCAGCAGUGCGUGAGGGAAGAGCAGCAGUGCACGGAGUGAGAGGAGGGGCAGCGGAAGCAUCGCAACGGGUGCAAAGCACGCUAGAAGGUGGAGGGCUGGGGGAGGCGGCAGCAGGGGAGGUGGCAGCAGGGGAGGUGGCAGCAGGGGAGGUGGCAGCAGGGGAGGUGGCAGCAGGGGAGGUGGCAGCAGGGGAUGCAAGACUGAGCAGCAGAAAGUCAAGCUUGAAGCAUUCUGAAGGGUGCCAAGCAGCAGUCCCCGUGCACGUGCUGUGCCCUCCUCUGGAGUCCCUGACCCUUCAAUCCCUCCGCUUCACCUCCCCGCCCCAUGUCCCCUGGCUGCCUCCCUCCCUUUCUUCCCAGUCUCCUCGCAUGUACCUCUCUUCCUCCCCCUCUCCACCAUCCUAUUCAUGUCACUCAUCUUUCUCCGCUUCCCUCUCCUUCUCCUCUUCCCUCCCCUCCACCUCAUCCCGCCCCUCCUCUGCCCCAUGCCCAAGCGGUCACCCAAUGUCCUUUGAGUCCCUUGCCCGAGCUGCAGCAUUCAGGCACCUCAAGCAUCUCACCUUGGUGUGUUGUGAAGGGUUGAAGGAGCAGGACUGGAUGGAACUACUCGGAGCGUGCUCUAAGUUGCAGGAGCUAAGGGUGUUGCAAAAUAACGAAAUUUCAGAUGCAGUGAUCGCGGGAAGCAGAUUGGGAACGCUCACUAGUCUGACUCUGGUCGAGUGUGGUAAGAUCACAGCAACUAGCAUUGGAGGGGUUCUUGGAAGUUUCCCAAAAUUGAGGCCCAGGACGGACGGCUUCGCGCAAGGCUCGGACUGCCCUAUCUGCUGGGAGGCCUACGAUUCCAGUAUAAGAUCACCGCACGUGUUGCUGUGCGGCCACACCUUCUGCAAGCACUGCGUGCUCAUCCUCCCUAUAGCCGUCUUCAAUAAGCUGCCAUCGCUGCAGAUCCAGCUGCCAUGGCUCGUAGACUGCCCGUUGUGCCACUGGGUGACUCCUAGGCUGGUCGUUGAGGGGAAUCUGCAGUAUCCUUUUAAGAACUUCUCCCUGCUGUGGCUUCUGGAGGCCUCCAGGCUCGCUCUCCCUCGAGGUGUCAGCUCACCCACCUCUGCUGCCAGCGCCACCGCCAGUGUCAGACACUCUCCCACGCGCCGGCAGCAGUUGGCACUCUGGCUGCUGCAGAGGGCGAUCCAAUGGUUCCCGUUCAUUCGCACGGCGAUCAACGGUGCGGCGUUCUACCUGAGCCGGCUGCGGCAGCUGUGCACGCGGUUACCGUUUCUGGGGGUGCUGGCGGUGGUGAGCUUUGUGAUUGUGCCCUGGUGCUCACUUGCACUGCUCUGCUACCUGGCGGUGUUUCUCUUUGUGGCUGUGCCUGCUGCCGUGUGCCUUGUGCUCUCCAUUUACUGGUCGGAGACUCUUCUGAGGAGACUGACAGGCAUGCCGUGA
Messenger RNA from Closterium sp. Yama58-4, 3378 nucleotides. The record is from the annotation of a GenBank genome assembly. Lineage: Eukaryota; Viridiplantae; Streptophyta; Zygnematophyceae; Desmidiales; Closteriaceae.